AUGACCGGACACCACUGCUGGGGAUACGGACAGGAUGAUGGGCCUUCUGAGUGGUACAAAUCAUAUCCCAUUGCCCAGGGACAUCGUCAGUCACCUGUUGAUAUAGUCUCCAUGCAAGCAGUUUAUGAUCCUAGUCUGAAGCCUCUUAUUAUCUCAUAUGAAUCGUGUACAUCUCUUGAAAUCUCCAACAAUGGCCACUCAGUCAUGGUGGACUUUGAAGAUUCUGAUGACAAGACAGUGAUCAAUGGGGGGCCCCUUGAAGGUCCCUAUAGGCUAAAGCAGUUUCAUUUUCAUUGGGGAAUGAAGCACAGUCAGGGAUCAGAGCACACAGUUGACAGCAAAUCUUUUCCUUCUGAGCUCCACUUGGUUCAUUGGAAUGCCAGGAAAUAUGCAACAUUUGGAGAAGCAGCAGCAGCUCCAGAUGGCUUGGCAGUAGUUGGUAUUUUCUUGGAGACUGGAGAAGAACAUGCCAAUAUGAACAGACUAACUGAUGCCUUGUAUAUGGUAAAAUUUAAAGGGACAAAAGCUCAGUUCAGAACCUUCAACCCAAAAUGCCUCCUGCCCUCAAGUCUAAAUUACUGGACAUAUCCUGGUUCUCUAACAACACCUCCUCUAUAUGAGAGUGUAACGUGGAUAGUGCUGAAAGAGCCUGUCAGGAUUUCUGAGAAACAGCUGGAGAAAUUCCGAACUCUUCUCUUCACCAGCGAGGGAGUUGAAAGGAUACAGAUGGUGAAUAAUUUUCGCCCCCCUCAGCCUCUUAAGGGAAGAAUAAUUCGUGCUUCCUUCAAGGCCUAA
Messenger RNA from Emys orbicularis (European pond turtle), 795 nucleotides. It is a transcript of the gene CA7, whose product is annotated as carbonic anhydrase 7. NCBI's taxonomy places the organism in Eukaryota, Metazoa, Chordata, Testudines, Emydidae. The transcript has 7 exons. Bases 1 to 795 code for a protein of 264 amino acids. Gene Ontology annotation, molecular function: zinc ion binding; carbonate dehydratase activity. Gene Ontology annotation, biological process: regulation of intracellular pH. The record is from RefSeq and is a predicted model, not a curated record.